This is a messenger RNA of Oryzias latipes (Japanese medaka), 2166 nucleotides long. It is a transcript of the gene tprg1l, whose product is annotated as tumor protein p63 regulated 1-like. Lineage: Eukaryota; Metazoa; Chordata; Actinopteri; Beloniformes; Adrianichthyidae. The record is from RefSeq and is a predicted model, not a curated record. Gene Ontology annotation, cellular component: cytoplasm.
AAGGGAAGUGAAGCAAGCAGAAACUGCUUCCAAGUCGCCCCUCUGCACAGCAGCGAUAUUAUUUGUGUGCAAUGGGGAAGUCCGCGUCCACAAACACGCGUGUUCUUCUCUAGACGGUCGUCCAGCUACGAUUGCGCCGCCAUGCUUCAGCUGAACGACUCCAUGGAGCCGGAGAGUCCGGGCGCCGCCGUCCUCCUCCCCGCGGAGACCGAGGAGGGGGUCGAGGUUGCCUUCACGCCGCCCGAGGCCGGCCGAAGCUUCGGACACGCAGCCGCCGUGGCCUGUUGCCCCCCAUUGCAAACGCUGACGCCCUUUCAGGUGCACAACCCCACGAUGCAGGCCAAAGUUAAAGACUACUUCGUUUUCAGGCCAGGUACCAUUGAGCAGGCAGUGAGCGACAUCCGGACUGUUGCCCUCCCAUCGGAGGACGGGGAGGUGCUCAGCGUCUGGCUGCUGGUGGAAGUUGACCACUGGAACAACGAGAAAGAGAGACUUGUGCUAAUUACAGAGAGGUCCCUUUUAGUGUGCAAAUAUGAUUUUAUUAAUCUGACAUGUCAGCAAGUUAUCCGGAUCUCCCUCAAUGCUGUGGACACCAUCUCUGUGGGGGAGUUUGAGUUCCCGCCGAAAUCUCUCAACAAGAGAGAGGGGUACGGGAUCCGGGUCCAGUGGGACAAACGUCCCCGAGCUUCUUUCCUGAACCGCUGGAACCCCUGGUCAACAGAUAUGCCCUACGCCACCUUCACAGAGCAUCCUAUGGCUCGUGCAGAUGAGAAAGUGGCCUCUCUCUGCCAGUUGGACAACUUUAAAACUCAGUUGGUGCAGGCGGUGAAAAAAGCCCAUAAGGAGCACCCCAUCCCCGGACGGGCCAACGGUGUCUUGAUCCUGGAGAGACCUCUUCUUAUUGAAACUUAUCUGGGCCUUAUGUCUUUUGUCAAUAAUGAAGCCAAGCUGGGCUACUCUAUGACACGUGGGAAGAUUGGCUUCUAAAUGCCAACUUUGUGAUGAUUUCUGUUUAUGGUUUUCUGUUCCUCUGCAUUGUUUGCAGGAAGCUGUAGUAUAGUGUGUAACUUUUAUGUAAACUGAACACGGGACACGUCUGUACCACAGAAAAGUGGCCAGCCUGUAGUAAGUUAAAGACCGACAGCACUGACUGGACCUCAAACUCACUUAUAAUUAGGAAUUUCUAUUUUUUUUUUAAAACCUGCAGGUCUGAUAUAAAGGCCAUAUGCAACAAAAGCUGAAGGUAAAUGCUGCUCUAACGUAUAAAUAAAGAAGCUUAUUAAAAGGUUUUUGACAUAAGAAUCAGAUUUUCAGUUGUAGCGUAUGUACCUUUUUUGCCCUUUUCAAAAAAUAAAACCAAGCAAAAGCAUUGGAUUAAAAUCAUAAUAUUAUAUUAAAAGUCUUUUUCUGGAAUUAUAUAGUUCUAAUUAAAAAAAGUACAUUGUAUCGCAGAGCACAAAAGGGUUCCACUGAGUUUGUAUCAGUGUCAGUUAGAAUAAGCUCUAUAACAUGUUGCUGAUGUUUUCUUGUUCAUGCCUACACUUUUUGUUCGCUUUGAGUUGAGAGCUGCUUUAGCUUUAAUGACAUAAUUGUAAAUUUUUGUUUGACAAAUGCUUAUGCAACCUUGCCUUUUUUUUUAAUGUUCAAGAUUGUAGCGAGUUACACAUUUUAAAAGUACAUGAAUACAACUUCAUGUCAGUUAAUGAACUCAUAUAUACUGCAAGAAAUAUUUUGGGUUUUAUUGUUUUAACUCAGCCAAUUAUAAACAGGUGUUUGACCAAAGCUAAGGGAUGAUAUUGAUAAAGUUUAGUUAUGGCAGAAAAUGGCGAUCCUCUUCUGUUGAACUGUCUUGUGCAAGCUUCUUGCAUGUGUCUGUCUGCAUGACAGGUGUGUGUAACCCUUGUGCUAUCCUAGGCACUUUAACAUUGGGAGUUGGGUCAUCUAGACCCACUAGACAGUGCGCUGAACCUUUUUUCUUCAAUGAUUUGUGAUCUUCACUGGUGUCCAUGGAUUACAUGAAAUCUUUCCACCUUUGUCAUGGUAGGAAGAAUACGUCAAUGUAAGGGUGGGGUCAUCUAAGAUAGCACAAGGGUUAAAGACAUUUGUUGAUGGUAAUUGUGGGAUUUUCUGCAUAUUUUUAUUGAAAUAAACCAUAAAUGCAUAUGC